GAAAAAAAAAAAGGAAAUUGGAGUCCAAGUGGAUAGAGCACCACGGUUAGCAAAAUUACAGUCAAAACCCCCCCAAAACUGUAGCUAAAACCCCCAACUCCGCCGCUCAACCUCUAAUUCGAAAAAAAAAAUGAGGGCAAAAGUUGUGGUGUUUCCGAUCAGAGGAAGAAACUGGUGUUUCAGUCGAUCGAUCGACCCUUCGAUUCGCGGCGAUCAAUCUCCAAACACUCCUUCCACUUUCAAAGAACUCUACAACAGAAUAUUUUCUCAACACGGCAAAAAAUCCGAUGGCGACUCAAAAGUUGAAGUUGCGGUUGAUUUCGUCUCGAACAAGAUGAAUAGAGCUUGGAGUAAUCUGGAGAAUGCACCCCAAGGAACCAUCAAGAACAAGAUUCAUGGAUUGGGGUUGAAGCUGUUGUCACGUGUUAAGCCAUCGGAAAUCUUCUUCAAAUCCAUUCCCAAGGAUAUUAAUAGAGUGGAUAUCGUGUACCCAUCAAGUUUGAAUCCACGGCUUGUCCGUAGAAGACUCCGACAUAUAGCAUUCAGGGGAUCGGUUAUUCACAAGAAAUACCUAUAUGGCUCGGCUAUCUUGCUGCCUCUGACAUCAUUUUUCAUGGUUCUUCCUUUGCCUAACAUCCCAUUCUUUUGGAUCUUGUUCCGCACUUACUCGCACUGGAGAGCUACACAGGGAAGUGAAAAGCUUCUUCAAUUAGUGAGUGAAGCCUCCUCUAAUCCAAACGAAUCCUCCGUUGAGAAAGCUGAAAGUGGUGUCAAAGGCACAGAUAAUUCCCCUUCUCCUCUGUGGGUUUUCGAACCCUCGGAGGAACUGCAGAAGCUUCUGCACAAUAAAGAGGCAGUUGAUGGUCUGAGUGAGUCUGCAAUAUCCAAUAUUUGCAACAAAUUCUAUUUGAACUCUGGAGAUGUUGCCAAAUACCGACAUUCAAUUUAGUCACAUUAACUUUAGGUAGUUCUUUUUUUCGGAAAAAAAAACUUUCGGCUAGUUUCUUCCGUUUUCUUUCGUUUUUAGUAAUUUCACCAUUAUUCAAACGAAGACUAGAUAGUAUAAAUUUAGCAAAGUUCUGUCAUAUGCUUUGCAAAUUUAAUAGUGUCACUACAACUUUUAUUUAUAUUUUUGGAAGGGAAUUAGUGUCACUCCAUUCUAGUGUUAUAAUAUAUUUAAAUUCAAUUAUUUCAAUAGUUGAA
Messenger RNA from Erythranthe guttata (spotted monkey flower), 1203 nucleotides. Its product is annotated as K+-H+ exchange-like protein. Gene Ontology annotation, cellular component: mitochondrial inner membrane. The record is from RefSeq and is a predicted model, not a curated record. NCBI's taxonomy places the organism in Eukaryota, Viridiplantae, Streptophyta, Magnoliopsida, Lamiales, Phrymaceae. Gene Ontology annotation, biological process: proton transmembrane transport; potassium ion transport.